This is a messenger RNA of Periconia digitata, 2285 nucleotides long. Lineage: Eukaryota; Fungi; Ascomycota; Dothideomycetes; Pleosporales; Periconiaceae. The record is from the annotation of a GenBank genome assembly.
AACAUGCCUUGCCAGUGCCUGAUGAAGAGGCGUAUAUAGCCGCCCGCUCUACGCCGCCCUGUCUGGUCAUCGGACGAAAGCUCCAUUGGAUCUUCUUGGUGUAUCUUCCAGAUCCGCUUUUUGGUUUCGCUCCUUGCUCAAGUUUGUUGGAACGAUCAGUUAGUUGUUCUAGCCUUGUAUUCUCAGGAUGUGUCCAAGGUUACGAACUGAUUACGGACGCAAAGCACAUGCCAGAAGAGUGCCAGUACCUACGGGUGAGGCUCAAGACCGAGCAAUGUAGGCUUUUGGACUGGGCCGACACUGUUCGACUGGACGAAACAGACGAUAAUCUCCUUAUCAGCAACUCCAGCAAGGGCUUGCUUUUGGAUGUACUUGAUCAACAGCAGCGGCUGAUUAUCCAGUUUGGUCGAUUAGACGACAAGUAUCACAAACUGUCACGACCUUUGCUUGUCGAUUAUGAAGAUACGGACCCACCGGCGUACGAGGCGACCGAUAAAGGGAACCCGCCGAUCCAGCGAACAGAAUCCAACUUCCGAAGCCGCUUCCCGCGGAAUGAUGUUUUGUUGAAGAAGAGUCUACAAUGGGCCAAGCAGACGACAACAUAUCCUAAGAAACUGAAGUGGGCAGUCUUCGACAAAGGCAAGAUGGAGAGUCUUGCAAUCAAACUGGCUGCUUUCAACGACUUCAUGCAGAACAUGCUCAACACCCAGCAACUGGAGAAUCUGGCAAUUAAGCAACAGCGAACAGAGUUUCAGAUCAUUCAGCUCAAUUCCACCAUCAGCCACCUCGUGCAAAUCUUCGACUCAGCGGCUCAAGUGCAGAUGAACAAAGGAGCAGGCACAUCCAGGCGAAGAAGCAAACAACUAACAGACCCCAUCCAAGCGUACCUGUCAGCUCGUGGACUGAGCGACAUGGACAGUGACGAAGACGACGGCGCGGAUACUCUCAAUGUCGCAUAUCCAAAUUCCUUCCAUGCCAACAGAUCUGGAGGCCUCCAGAAUCUCGCAGCACUUGCGCAAUUUAAAGCCCUCAACUCAGCCAUCCAAGACCCAUCCAUCUUCACCGAUGAAUUCACCUCGUCCAUAGGCGUGCGCAGCGCUUCCGAGACCCUCAACGUAGAACUCUCACGCAGCGACAUCCACCUCCUCGAAGACGAAAACAGCGAAAGCCAACGCGUAGAAGCAUACUAUCAGCGCCCACGCUCGCGCAAGCUAUCCGUCUGGAUCGAAUGGAAAACCUACGAGCCCCCACCUUUCCCAUCGCACUUCCAUCAACGCAACAGCAGCAGCGCCGAAUCCAGAGGCGGCCCAGACCCCAAAAUCCUCGAACGGGUCAAAGCCCUCGCCGCUCUCCUCAAGGAAAACUCCUCCACUACCACCUCUUCAACAACUACGAAUAAGAACCAAUUCCGUGCCCCAAACUGCCUGGGCUACUUCCACGACACCAACCCGCAAACAGGAGACACGCACCCACGGUUUGGCCUCGUGUUCCUCAAACCCUCCAAAGUCCACUCCACAACCCUCCCCCUCUCCCUCCACGCGCUCCUCACUUCCCCGCCCAACGAUCUCCUCUCCACAAUCCCAAGCCUGACCUCACGAAUCGCGCUGAUGCUGCGUCUCGCCGAGACCCUCGAACGCCUGCACGCGGUGAACUGGCUACACAAAGGACUGCGAUCAUCCAACAUCCUCUUCUUCGACGACUGCGGCGCAUCCCACGGCCUCAUCGACUUCUCGGACCCGCUGAUCUCGGGCUUCGACUACAGCCGUCCAGCCAUGAACGACGACAUGACCGAGAAGCCGCCCGAGAACGCGGCCGAGGAUAUCUACCGGCAUCCCAAUGUUCAGGGAGCUGGGGGUCGCGAUCCCCUUGGGUCCUCGAGCUCUUCGGGAGGGCUGGGAGGGUUCAAGAAAUCCUAUGAUAUUUAUGCGUUGGGGGUGAUUCUGCUCGAGAUUGCGUAUUGGAAACCGAUUGAGAGGAUUGUAGGGAUCAAGGAUCUGGAGAGGGCGAAGCCUAGGGAGACGUUUCGGGUUAGGGAGAGUUUGUUGAGUGGUGGUGAGGGGAGUGGCAAGGGGGAAAAGGGAGUGAAUGUUGGAAAUGAUGUAUUGGGUUAUGUAAGGAGUCAUCUAGGAGAUACGAUAGAAAGAGUUAUAAGGGCUUGUCUUGAAGGCCCUGUUGCAUUUGGGGUCGUGGAGGGCGAGGAUGAGCGGAGGGAGGAAGUUGGGGCGACGCUACAAAGGGGUUUCUAUGAGCGUGUUGUUGCCGAGCUGGGGAAGGUCAGGAUUUGA